Cladophialophora bantiana CBS 173.52 is the source of this 2700-nucleotide messenger RNA. RefSeq lists its product as uncharacterized. Bases 1 to 2700 code for a protein of 899 amino acids. The transcript has a single exon. NCBI's taxonomy places the organism in Eukaryota, Fungi, Ascomycota, Eurotiomycetes, Chaetothyriales, Herpotrichiellaceae. The record is from RefSeq and is a predicted model, not a curated record.
AUGGGUGCAGCAGGUUCUGCGGCCAGAGCGGCAACGAUGGUAAGUGGAGAAGUCGCUGCGGUAGGCGCCGAGGUCGCGGAGGCGGUGAUGAUGAGCGGAGGAUUGGUAGCAGCAGAUGCCGAAGUGCUAGGUCAGACAGCCGGCAGGGUCGCCUCGUCAUCAGGGUCAACAGAGUUCUUUUCGUCCCUGGGAAGCACCGCCUCGGAUUCUUCCGCACUUCGAAGCCUAGCUGGGUCAGAGGCAUCAGGACUCGAAGAGUUGAAUCCUAUAUUAUCUUCGAGGAGAAGGCCGCAGUCGCUGGGUCCAUCCUACUCAGGCAGGCCGCCGUGGGAAGGACCAGGCUUCAGAAAUCACCCUGCGUCAGAGGGUGGCGCAUACCAAAACUGGGAUAUCCCAGGGCAAGGAGCGGCCGCAGAGGGCGCAGAGAUAUCAAGACACUACUCGACAUCGACAGAGUCAGAAUGGGUCCGCGAGCAGGUCAAAGGAAAACAAACCGCUACCGAUUGGUACGCCUCUAGCGGGGAACAUUCGUCAACAGGAGCGGUAAGAGGAUCCGUAUCGGAAAGUUCAGAUAUCUCAGCCGAAUCGAUAUCAAAAGGGUGGUCAACAGAAGCGGCAGAUGGAUCGCAAUCACAUGCUUGGACCGAGUCCUUUGACGAAGCCAGGACGCCGUCGCAAAUAUCGUCGACAAGCGCGGUGAGAGGCUCGGAACCGAGACCUCUAUCAGACUCAAUGAGCCUCUCCUCGGAGGAGUCGACAGGCAGCGUUGUCCAUCACACCCCCCCGAACGACCCCGGAUCCAUGGAAGCGAUAGAUGGAUCAGCGGAAGCGCUAUCAAUAUCAGAAACGGAUUCGGUAGCCGAAUUGUCAACGGUAGCGAAUGACGGGUCACGAGAACAAUAUCUAGAAGGGGUGCGAGAAGGAAACUUGGGGUCGUCAAUGGAAGCGAUAGAUGGAUCGAGAUUCGCGUCGACGGUAACAGAGGUGGAAGGAGAGGUGAUGGAAGCGAUCGAAGGCGAGGUCAUCUACGACGGGCACUCACUCCCGCCAGACUCUCCCGUCCCCCAUCACCGUCCGCGAUUAGGAGAACCGUCGACAGACUCGCUCGCCUCAGGGGAGUCAAUGGAGUCAACAGCAGGUGCAGCUCGCCGUCCACAGCCGGGGGGAGAACCGUCGGCACACUCACACGUGCCAGGGGAGUCAAUGGAGUCAACAGGAACUGCAGUCCGCCACCCGCAACCCGGAGGAGAAGCGGCAGCAGAAUGGGCACCGGAGGCAGCAGCAGGACCGAAGAAGGUGAACGAGUGGCAAGACAUAUGGACUGCAGACGAGAUCUUGAAAUUCCCUCGGGAAACGAGAUUCAACAUACUCAAGGGCGACGGGAAGACAACCCCGAUUUUUUGGAGGCCAGGGCUGAAAAUCGAUGUGAAGACAUAUUCAAGCUGGGGAAAGGCGGUGCGGAAUUUUGUCAAAAAGGAGGGAGCCUUUACCGGCGAGGAAGCCUGCAUACUCUUUUACAGAAAGCCAGGGCAACUGACCGGCCGAGAAUUUGUGGAAAUGGUCGGCAAGUCGAUUUCUCCCAAACAGAACGCAAAGCUCUACGCCAUGUCGGGAGAAGAGUUUGCGAAGCUGACCGCGCCCCAACUUCAAAAGUUGCUGCCGCGGCUUUCGAGAUACAACGCGGCAAAGGCCGCUGUUGCGUUUGUUACCUAUGGCUUGAUUGCAGCAGGAUAUACCUGGGGAAACGUUAGAGGAUUCAUCGGUGCACAGAAAAUGAAGCCGAUAUACAAGGAUGUGUACAAGCGCUCAGAAAGCGAGGCAGCUUCGCCCGCGGCGAUACAAGCUCGUAUACCGCAGGCAAGACUCGUCGUUACCGAAGGGCUGACAUGGACAUAUACCGACCCUCUCCCGGCGCUGGGCAUCUAUACUGCAAACGACACUACUUCGCAAAUAUUCGACGGGGAUUAUAUCACGGUGCCCAUGUCUACAGGCCCGGAAUACACGCUCACCUUUCCGCCCGAGGUCCAGCGGAUACAUCUUACCAACGCCGGGCCCCGGCCAAUCUGUAUAGCGGGCGCCAACAUCACCAGCUUUGACAGUGACUGGAUGAGCUUAAGUGGCAACCUGGGGGCGCAUUUCAACGUUGACCACUAUGAGACAGGUCAGCAAGUCAUGAACGGGUCGACAUCAUGCGUCUGGAUCGACAACAGCCCAGAAGGUAUUGGUAUCCCUGGGAUAACUUUUCAGUUGGUCCCAGAUAUUGAUGCUCCUCUGGACGACAACGGUACAGAUCUCUUCGUGUGGCCUUCAUUCAACGAUACCUACCCGGCAGAUAUGGCGAGCAGCAAGGGGCCUUUCAACUUCAGUGGGCACUUGGUCAAAAGCCGGCUUGGCAGGUCGAGUGCAAAGCGUCUAUGUGAAAACCAGCACACCAAAGGCCCACAUUUCGUGAGCCUGGACGAGAAGCUGUAUUGCGACAUGGAGACGCGACAAGUCUACCCGACCUGUGGUAGUGCGGCUGAGGAUGUGGUUUGCUUUGAUGUCAAAAGGGAUGAGCUUAUCGAGCCAGAGGAGGGCAGCACGGAGGAAUCCGAGGUUAAGACUGAAGAGGCCCACGGCUCUUUUUCCAAGCGGCGGGUGAAGAUGACGAAGAACGUUAAGGUCCUCAAGAGCUUCAAGCACGUCCAUGUGUGGGAGUAA